AUGAACAAGCCACUGCCACCACCUCCUCCUCCCGGCUCCGAGCCAGAACCCACUGCUUCUGUUGGAAAAAAUCCCGUCAAGCUCGAUAGAAUAAUAUCCCCUCUCUCCCAAGCCGAUUUAUACAAGAUAUUCUCUGGAGCUCCGCAGUUCUUUGCAAGGACCGAGGGUCACCAUACCGGGGCACCACAUCCUUCCGUAGCGUUUCCGUGGGACUCGGAGUUGCAUAUACGGGAUCUGUGUGACCAUGUACAAAUACAGGACGAGGCAUGGGGGUGCGUCACGGCAUGGCCGCAUAUCACGGUGCAGGUCAGCAAGAACCCAGAGGCGAAGAAGGAACACUGUGAAAGGCAAAGGGCGCAUUUCCUCCCACGGUGCAGAGAACGGCCAAAUAUGCUGAGCAUGCAAGGGACGGAAAGAGGAACAGUGGGAUACCAAGCAGCACUGGAAAUUGGAGUUGCCGAUGCGUUGGAAAUAGCAGAUGGUGGAAGCCCAGACGAGAUUUCAGAACAUCGAAAGAAGUUUCUCAAUGGGAAAGAUGGACUGCGGCCUAUCACGGAUGCGACACUUAUUGAUCAGCUCAUAUCUGUCAGCGAGGUGUACCAGGAAGAUCCAUUGAAGCACCGCCGGCCUACACUUCAGAUGUAUACUGAAUUGUUUACCCAGAUCUUAUUUCCUCCUUCGAGAGUGACCGAUUCGAAUGAUCCAUACAGUCUCCAGGUCCAGGUCGAAUCCUUGGUUCAGGUGCUUGCUACACCUCUGAUAUGGGUCGAUUUCAGCUUGGUGGAAUGGCGAAUCAGGUUAGGUCAUAUUUUAUGGGGAUCUUCAUCUGAUGUGCUCCCAGAGGACGAGAUCACUGUCAACAACGAAGUUGUCCACGAACCUGGAACGCAAAAAUACUGGCUGUUGCUACAAAUAUUGUUAUCCUGCGAGUUAUUGGUGCGGCUAGAUAUGAUUUCAAGGAACAUUGAUCAUGGGCUGGCAGCUGUCAAACCAGCUGAGAUAAGGCGGUUUGAACAGCAUGCUACUGCGAAUGUGAAAUGGUCCAUGCUAUUGGCACGAACGUGGCUGGAGAGUAUCAGAAUUGAGAAGAUAAAUUCCGAGGACGAGACUGCCGAGAAGAAACCUGCUGGAUGGCUGGCUACCUUGACCGGCACUGGAGGUGCUGCAACUACAAUCAGCCAAGGACUCAAUAAAGUCCAGUUUCACGGGAGACACCAAGCUCAGCAGCUCGCUGGAUUGGUCCACUUUGCUCAGAAAUUGGGAUGGCCAGAUCUUGACAACCUUAAAGCAAAAGUAACUGCAAACACAAUCUCAAUAUCGGACAGCGUUGCAAGCACUCCCGCUGGAACACCAAUGACAAUGGCCACAGGAAGAUCAUCAUCAUAUUUCGCAUACCGGAGACCUAAGAUCAAGCGUGGCCUUUCUUCACACAAAAAUGUCCAAGCAAUCAUCCAUCCAGCUGGAUGGCUUUCGAAUUCAUACAUCAGUGGUUUAAUUUUACCCGGCGAAGGUUUGAGCCACUUUUUAAUAUCAACUUUAUUGGAGAACGAUGAUGCGGCUGUGGCUAGACUUGGCGAAGAGGCGAAUUUGUACGGUGGUUUUAUUUACGGCGACAAAAGCUUUUGGAGUACGGCUUGUAUUAUCGGGAGGGUUCUGGCUGCUGGGAAGGGGGCGUCGGAGUGCAUGGGAUGGAUUUCUUCGAAUAUACUGCCGAGAGGCCCUGGUGAGGAGUGGGUUAACAUCGACGUUGAGCCUGCUCCGCGAGACGACUCAACCAAAAAGUCAAGUAAGCCCCGUCUCUGGCACAAAAGCGUAAUCGAGCACGCCGGUAGCGUGCUCGGAGGGGCCGAUAUGUCCUCUAUCCUUCCCGGCGAUUUCCUCCUCCCCUCAGAUACCUCCUUCCAGCCAUCAUUCUCCAUAACCUUCGAGUCACUCGACCUCUUCUCGACCGCUGAAUCCGUGCACUCUACUUCCGUCGAUGAACCAUCGCCCCUCACUGAUGCUAGUGGCGAGGGGAAAAUCCAAACCUAUUCUGCGAUGAUGAGGUUCACGUCCGUCGCGGAAGGAGAAGAGAAGAAAGAGGUCAAUGUCUCCUUAACACACGAUGUGUAUUUCGUUACCGCACACCCUUGCAUACCCUCCCCGCAUACAGAAAUUCUGAAAACACCUACGAGUCCCAGUUCUGUCUCUAGCAAUUCCCCCAAAUUCUUAGGGCAUCCACUCCACAAAGCCUACACCUACACCAAACUCCCCCUCCUCUCCCUUCUCUCCUUCCCCGCCAUCACUCCCUUCUCGACCCUCCUCUCCCCAGCCCCCGCAUCCCCUUCUUCCCCCUCCCACUCACCAACCUACCUCACAGACUCAACAACCCACACCACAUCCUCCACAAUCCCUAAAGUCCUCGUAAUCGACUGCACGGAUUCUUCGAUGCUGCACUUCCCUGUGGUGGCAGGGCUUGGCGGGAGUGAGACGAGUAGUAUGCGGAGUGGAGGAAGUGGUGAGAUUGCGAGAGGAGAAAAGCCUUCGAGGGGGAAACGAGGGUCGGAUUUGGAAAUGUUAGCAAGGGCUGUUUGUGCGGAGAGGGGGUGGAAUGCGUUGAUUUCGAGGAGGGGGAGGGGUUGUUUGGGAUGUGCGGUGAGAGAGGCGGGCGCGUUGGGGUGGAGGGUUGUUGUUAGGAUUGCGUAG
Molecule: messenger RNA, 2685 nt
Organism: Hyaloscypha bicolor E
Lineage: Eukaryota; Fungi; Ascomycota; Leotiomycetes; Helotiales; Hyaloscyphaceae
Exons: 3
Coding region: 1-2685 (894 amino acids)
Source: RefSeq, a predicted model, not a curated record